AUAUUUAUUAUGCAAUUUCAUUUAAGGCAUUCCUCUUUCAUAGAGAACUUUCUAACUCAAUUUGAUCCAGAGAAGUAAAAUUAAGUUAUUGAAUUCUUAAUCACAAUGGGAAUAGAUUUAGCAAAUAAAACAGGAACAAGAAAUGCAAAAGAAUUAUACUAAUUAUUAAAAUAACUUUCAAGUACAUAUAAAAUAAUAAAUUAAAGAAAACAUCAAAGAACAAACGUAAGGGGAUAUAAAAAAUGAAAUAAAAACAAUUUAGAAAUAAUUGAGAGACUUGAAUGAUCUAAUUUAAAUAUCCUAAAGAGAGAAUAGAAAUGUUUAAAGAACACAUAAAAAAUAAUAAUUUAAUAAGAGUCACUCAAAUAGGUAUGAAUAGUAUGAAGACAAUCAUAUCCAACCACCUAAUUAUUAGAAUACAUAUUAAACAUACAAUACAUAGAGAUCACAAUCAAAGUCUCCAGUAUAAUAUAGUGAUCAUACACCUAAUAAGUUAAAGCAUUCUAGAUCGCAUUCCCAGAGAAAUCUAACUCCAAAAAUAACUGAAUCUCCUCCUCCCCCAUAAAUUGUAUACAUUAAUAAAAUAAAAAACAAAUAUGAUAUUAAACCAUAAUUUGAUGAUAGAUAAAUGUAAGAAUUCAAUCUGUUUUUAGUAAAAAAUUAAUGUAUGGAGAUUAAAAAUACUAAGACAGAGGUAGAUAUUUUGGUAAAAGUCCUUCACCUUAACAAUUGAUAUACUCAUCUUAAACUAGUGGAGGUUUAUCAUAUAGACAAUAUCCUAUAUAAAUGAUUCCUCCUCAUUAAUCUGAUAAGUAGAGAUAGAAUAAUACUUCACCUAAAAAAUUACCUGUCUAUCUUCAAAAUGUAGAAUCUAAAAUUAAACCUUUGGUUGAUUAAGAUAAACUCUAAUAUAAAGAAUCUUAAAGAGAUAGGGAUAAUAAAAAUAAAAACUUAGAUGGCACUGUAAAAAAAUUAAAUAACAAUUCUUUGCAACAAUAAAAUAGUGCUGAAACUGAUACAUUCUUUGAUAUACAACAAUAUAUAUAGGAUUAAAAGAAAUAUUAAUUUUCUCCAGUUUAAGAAAUGAAUGAUGAUGGAAGAAAUGAAGAUGAUGAAGCAAGUGACGACUCAUUUUCUAAUUUUAGUCCACCUAAUGAAGAAGUAAAAGAAUUCUUUUAAUAAGAAUAUCUUUAAUAACGUAGAUGA
This is a messenger RNA of Paramecium sonneborni, 1206 nucleotides long. The record is from the annotation of a GenBank genome assembly. NCBI's taxonomy places the organism in Eukaryota, Ciliophora, Oligohymenophorea, Peniculida, Parameciidae.